AUUUCUUUAUGUGUAUUUGUACUAUUUAUGAAGGUCAGAAGACUGCGUCUAAAGCCACGGUUACCUAUUAUUUUUAUUUUGGCAACAAGUAAUGGUUGGUUAUUAUUGCAGCAAUUUUGAAAAGUAAUUAUAAUGCAAAAAUGGACUUCAGCGGUCAUUUUUCAAAUUUCCAAAGAUAAUAAAAUAAUGUAUCCUAAUACUUUCUUAAUACAAUGGCUCCGAUCCGAGAUAUUUUCUGUAUUACUUAUGGACGGUUGGUAAUGAACACUGUGAUGAAUGAUGUUAUGGUUAGUAAGCGCUAAGUCGUUGGGAUACAGAUAAAAUUUUUAUAUUCUCCUUGGCUAUAAAUUGUUAUUUUCUUCUUAACGUCUAUCUGGCGCUUUGACACAUGUCAAACGAAUGUUGAAAACAAUUGUGAAGAUUUUUUCCGAAAGAUCUAAAACGGACUCUAUCUUGAUAUGACUAGUCAACAUAGUAUCACAGACGAUCGGAAGAGCAUUACGCCACAGUCCCCUGCAGAAUUGGAGUUUCAGUUCCCUUCGAAAUACGAUGACAUAGAACAUCCAGUAUGGUGGACUCGGGACCGCCUGGUCUCCUGUUUCUACUCGCUCCCAGAAGACACCGUGUGGAACAGCUAUAUCUGCAUCAUGUCGCUCUCCGCCAUUGUUUGGGUGGCGGUCGACUUCACCGGAACGCACUUGGAGAUCUUGGAUGCGGCUUACAACAUCAGCUAUGCUGUGCAUGUCAUGGGCCUCGGAUACAAUCUCUUCGCCGGAGUUGAGCGGCCCAAUAUCAAUAUUAAGAUUCUGAUUGGAUUCUUGUUGGAUCUCGUGACGUAUUCUCAUUACGUGAGCCGCCAGCAGGACUUCAAGCUUGGCUGUUAUUUCAUUAGGCUACACCGACCUUUCAGAUACCUAUGGGAACUGAACAAUUAUUAUUUGAAUGGAAGUGUUCUCGGCACGACGCUCAAAUACUGCUACAUUUGCUUGGUUUUGAGGGUCACGUGGGCCCUCGUUUGGCUCAAUAUCGACCAGCUGGAACGCGACUUCGCCGGACUCCUACAUGUCAAGCGGGCUCUGUACGCCCUCCACUCGGAAACCGACCUUAAAGGCAAGCUCAUGGGGUCGGCCGCAGUCCGCUUCGUGAAUGCGCUGUACAGCGUCAACAAGAUGUUCAUACCGAUAGGUCCUUCAGUAGCGCCCGGCAACGAUUUGGAGCGAGUGCUCUGCAUGCUCGUGAUGAUGAUGGGAUGCCUCGUGGUGACCGGCGCAGCGGUCGCGUCCCUGUCUCUGGUGAUCAGUCUGUACAUGCGCCCCGAAGAGCAGUUCCAAGCUCGAUAUAAGCUCAUUAUGAAGGAGAUGAAAGGUUCGCGCCUGCCUGCUCGUCAGCGGGAGAGGGUAGAGACAUUCUACAAGAUGUACUGGCACAAGCAGAAGGCCGUGUCUCGCACUGAGCUCCUGCCGACCUUCCCCCCCACCUUACCUGCCGCUGUCUACAACGAUAUAUACUUCGAAGCCACACAGAAGACUAGAAUUCUGCGGGAUCUUUCAAAUCAGUUCCUGUCUGAGUUAGCUAAGAAGACGGAAACGAUACAUUAUAUUCCCGGUGAUGCUAUCAUCAAGAGAUCCUCAAAGAAGUCUUCCAUCAUUUACAUCACUUAUGGAGAUGUUGAGAUGGUUACGGCGGAGGACGACAGCACGGCCGUGCUCCGCAUGACGCGCGGCACCGUGCUGGGCCCGUGCGCGCUGUGCGUGCCCGCCCCGCUCGAGGUGCGCGCCGCCACCUUCUGCACCGCGCACGUGCUCAGCGUCGCCGACCUGUGGAGGACGGCGGCCAAGUACGGCCGGACCGACGAGCAGACGACGAUCCUGUGGGCCGCAGUUAAGGAGCAUUUGGAGCGAGUGAAGUUUCAUUAUUUAUCGAAAAUACCAGAAGCCGUGAAGCACCAGAGUAGCCUACUAUAUUUCAAAAAAUGUCUAAUGGCUCUAAGGCAAGCGAGGGAUCGGAACGGGAAUCUUAUAUUAGCGGAAAGCCACGUCAUGUUGGAGAUCGCUGGUUGUUACAUCAUGAGGAAUCAUGGUGACGCGUCUCUCACCGACGAAGCCGACGCCAUUUGUCUCCGCUCCACGUUCCCCUGCAUCAUGCAGCCAAACUCCUCUCUCCUGUUGGUCUGGAACUUUUUCGUAUCCUUUGUAAUAGUGGCGGUCUGUUUUACACACCCGUACUACUUGGUAUUCAAGAAGACGGUCCCGUUGGAGUUUAGGUUCUUCGACUACGUGAUCUCAAUUAUAUAUGCGCUGGACAUAGUGGUGCAUCUCUCCACCGGAGCCAACGUAGAGGAAGGAGUUCCAAUAACAUUCUCGCAAACGUCCUCGCAGCAUAUGAGGAGUCGUUGGUUUGUCCUCGACGUCGUUGGGACUGUGCCGAUCUUCGAAUUCAUUGGUGAAGGUUAUUUCGCCGGAAUGAAUAAGCUGUUGAGGCUGCCUAAGGUGUUCCGAAUACUGAAGAGAAUUGAGGAGACGUGCGUGUACCGAAGCAAUGUGUUAAGAUUCCUCUCGUACACCCUCCUGCUGGUGAUCGCCUGCUACAUGAUCACGGCGCUGCAGCAGGCCUUCAUGUGCUUCCAGUUCGAGUACUGUCAAGUGUCCAACUUCACGCACCGCCCGUACUGGGAGCACAAGCCGCUGGACGACGCCAUGGUGGAGAGCAGACUGAGCUUCGGUCUCUACUGGGCGAUAUCCAUGAUCACGUUUACUUGUCACAUGCCGAUCUGGGGCGCAGAUAACUUCAACAAUGUGAUAUACACGAUGUUGCUACUCGAAAUGUGUAUAGUGCUGCGAAUUUUCAUGGAGGCUGUCUAUUCUGCCACCAUCAUGGUCACCAGCGCACUACGAGAAGACUACGACGCUUGUAUCGAGAAUGUCAAGAAUUUCCUGAUCAGGAAACAAAUGGAUCCCGUAUUAAGACAGAGAUUCAUCACUUACCUCCAGCUCUGCUGGUAUACUGAUAAGGCCUAUUCGAUGACGAACAAGAAGAGUUCAAUAUUCUACGACCUGCCCGCGCACGUGUACCGCGACAUAGUGACGCGCCAGCGCAGCAAGUACAUCGAGCGGAUACCCUUCGUGCAGUUUAUCCACGGGGAAGAUCUAUGUGAUCUGUCAUCAAAGGCCAAACUCUUUUACACGUCUCCAAACGAGAUCCUACUGAACACCGGAGACAUUACAAAUGAAAUGUACGUCAUUAAGCAAGGGAUCUGUGAGGUGUAUUGUCCGAUCACGAAGCGCGUCGUCAAGGCGAUAGGACCGAAAAGCCAUUUUGGUGUGCUCACCUGCAUUUUACACUUGCCAGCGUUUUACACAGUGAAGGCGGUAACACACGUUCAGAUGUUUUCUGUGGCGAGAAAACAGCUGCUGCGGACACUGGAGAUGCCCAAAGUCAAAGAUGCUAUAGAAUAUGCCAAAAGAACGCCCGAAUACCAUCGCCUUCUCCGGCAUCGCGAACCCUUCCUAUCGUACUCACCGCCCGAUCCGAUCCCCAACAUGGAAAGGUUCCUCCUGCCGAGGAAGCACCUGCCGGACACGGCAUUCUUGCAGCCCUUCGAUAGGCUUGGCUUUUUAUCGGUACUAAGAUACAUAUUUCCUCGGUUCACGAUCCGGCCGGACGGUCGCUACCUGACGGUGUACGAGUGCGUCCGCGCCCUGUGCGCGCUCGCCUCCUCCAUGGUGUUCCCCAACUACACGUACCUGGUGCUGCAGUGGCCCAGUCUGUACCACGUGUCCGUCAUACUAGACGCGACUGCUUAUUUUGAUGUUCUUCAACGGAUGCUAGUGGGUUAUUUCAACGAGCACGGCGUCCUGGUCUACCACCCGGCCAGUACUGCGGCUCAUUAUUUGAAAGGAGCCUUCAUCGUGGACGUCAUUGCUUGUCUCCAACUCGAAAAUUUGGAGUCGAGCACCAAGGAGUCUUUCGGCGACAUGUACCGCGUGACGCACAUGACUCAGAUCUUGAUGCUCAAUCGUUUGAUUCAGUUGUACCGCAUCCCCAGCGCCAUGGUCCUGCUCAAGAAAUACAUCGAACGCAGAGAUAUUAUGAUCGUGUUGAAGGCCACGCCGAUAUUCUUGGCGACAUUAAACGUUCUCACGUGUCUGAUGGUUUUCUACUCUGUGGACGUUUACUACUCGUUGGGAGAGAAGGGCUGGCUGAUAGUGCCGACCCGGGACCGCGGCGGCUCUUGGCUGCAUCUAUUCGAGAAUGCAUUUCGUUACAAUAUGACGGCGACUCCUUGGAACAUACAUCUCUCCUGCUACUUCUGGGUCGUGUACGAGGCCACCAGCACCGGGUACAACUCAUUGCAUCCAAGCAACUUGGAACUGAUGUGGGUGCUGUUCAUCGGGAUGGUGUUUUGUGCGAUGAUAACUACGUAUUUCUCCGUACGCAUUAUAAGCGUGCGAGCGAACGUGAACCAGGCGCUGGCCUCAUUCCAGGAGCACAUGAGGGACAUGGUCGUCUACAUGAGACGCGAGAAAUUGGAUCCGGCAUUAACGAAAGAAGUGUUGGACUAUUACGAAUACAAUUGGGAUAAGAUGAGGGGGAUCGAUUAUAUGAGUUUGCUGAAACUGUGCGAUCAGAUCACGCUACGCACCGAUGCCACUUUACACAUUUUUGGGCCCCCCUUUGCUAAGUGUCGGAUUCUGUCCCACUGCGACCUGUCCCUCCUGCGGAUCAUGGGGCGGGCAGUUCGCAGCGUGCACUUCCUGAGAGGCACGAGGAUCAUCGAGGCCAACGACGUGAUUGCCGAUAUGUACAUCCUGGACUACGGAGAUGUGGACAUGAUAGAAAUCAGGGGGUCCAUGAGUAAUGUCGUCAAUUUGCCGAAAGGAAGCGUAUUCGGUAAUCUCGAAGGCGCUCCGAACAUAAGAUGCCCAGUAACGUUUAUGUCAACGUCCAAAGCUCAUCUGCUGAUGAUUAACUCGAAAUUGUUCCAUCAAAUCAUUAAAGACUUUCCUGCCGUGGUUCAGCUAAUGAAAGAGUGUCGAUCGGAAGACACUAAGUGCUAUAUACUAGGCAACGUGGGUGACGCCUUCAAAAUCAGAAAGGAAAGGAGUAUGAGCUCUCCCAUUCUCUUUCGAAAGAGGAAAGGAUUGAUCAAAUAUUUGUAUUACAAAGACAAACUAGUGCAGAUAUAUUUGAUAGCAAUAUCGCUGAUAUGCGUCUACGGCGAUUUGUAUAAUGCCGGUUUUCAAGACAACAGAACAUGGCUGAUUCUUACUUUAUACGCAUUGGACAUGGGGUUCUACGUAAAGAUCCUGAUGCAAUACAUAUUGCCUCAAAUUGUUGUGGAAACGGACCAUUCUAAGAAUGUUUUGCUUCCGAUGCGCACGAAAUACUUCAAAGGCGAAUUCAAAUACGAUUUGAUAUCGUGCAUUCCGUUCGAGUUGUUCAGUUUACUGGCCACCGACAACCGGUGGUGUAUGUUCUCCUUGCUGCGAAUGAACAGGACGCUCAGGGUUGUAACAGUCUACAGAUGCCUGUUGAAGCUCCGAGAGCGGAUAACCAGCAACCUGAUCAUCAGCACCAUCAACUCGGUAUUCAUCUGGUUCACUCUGUUCGUGCACGCGACCACCUGCCUCUGGUACUUCAUAGCGGUCAUGGAGGACAGCCACGAGCCGGGGACCUCGUGGCUUCACGCCGAUAACGGCGAUAGUAUGUGCCACAAUAUGUACAUAUGUUCGUUGUAUUUCAUAUUGACAACGUUUACACAAAACGGCGUGGGAGAUAUUAUGCCCAAGAAGCAUUCGGAGGUCAUAUUCGUGUCCAUACUGCAAAUAGUAUCGACUAUGCUCUACAUGGUGUACGUUGGAGAGUUCUCAAACAUCAUUCAGUACCUAUCGUUUAGAUCCUUUACUUUCUAUUCCACUUAUCUUCAAUUACAAGAAUUUUUACACAACAACCGCGUGUCCAAAAAUUUGGUAGCGAUCGUGAACAAGUACUGCCUGCACUUGUGGCGGGAGUCCCGGGGCCUCCAGCAGCCGCACUUCCUGGAGACGGCGCCCCACGGACUGCGGCUCGAGAUCAUGUCGGCUGCCUACUUGAACCAUCUGACUAGGCACCAUGUAUUCGAAAACUGCGAGGCAGCUUUUCUAAGGCAACUUGUUGGAUGCUUUAAGCUUUACUCUUACAACGAAGACAUGUAUGUUGUGAAAGAGAGUGAGAUAACAGAUUCGAUGUAUUUCAUUCACACCGGCCGAGUUCAGGAGACUUCGGAAGCGAGAGACGGCUCUGCCAGAAUAUACACGGCUGGAACUUGUUUUGGAGUUUCGCAAGGACUCGUUCGAAACACCCCCUACAUGAAUUCAUAUCGUACUUUAACAAAAUCACAAGUUUUAACUCUGAAUUACAACCAUUGGGAGUAUCUCCUGAAACAUUUCCCUUCGAGCAUGGUCGCUAUAAAUAGACACACAAAAGGUUCAGAAGAUGAAGGCAAAGAUGAUCACGGUUUCUUUCCUAAAUUCAAACAGAGACCGUCAUUUGAGCGAACAGAGACAGGCACUUCGUUGCCCCCUCGUUUAGGUUCAGAACAAUCAUCAAGAUAUGCAGGACCACAUGAGGCGGAUAUUCCUACCGCAUCCGAAUCGAAUGAUACAGAAAAAUGGCCAAUGAACAGUAGAGGUACAUUAGAAGAAGAACCAGUAGAUCUUUUGUCUGAGGAACAAAAUGAAAUAGAACUAAAAGAGCUAUCGAUAGGUGAAUCUUCCGGCUCCGUAUCACGGUCCACUCGGGAUCCGAGACAACCUCAAUACGUGGAUCGAGUCGAGAGACGCUCAUCAGCUUUAAUAAACAAGGCUAGUUCAACAGCCAAAGAUUUAAUGGAAAAACAAGAUAAUGAAACUGUGGAACAAAGUGAUGUUGCUGAUGACAAAGACAUACUGCUCUUACAAGAAGACGAAGAAUCUACUUUGGCUUUGAUUAAAAUCACCGACGAAAACAAACCACCAGAAUCAAAGUUUGAGCCUGAUUCAGAAAUGAUUCAAAGAGAUUCGAAUAUUGAUGCGGCUGAAGAGCUCAUGGGAACCAUAGAUAUAACCCAGUCACACGAUACACAACCUAAAGUCGAUCAAACAGAGCUAGAUAAGGAGAAAUCUGAUGAUAUAUUACCUUCUAAUUUGGAUUCGGAAAAUAAAUUCGACAUUGCGACGUCUGUCGCAAAAUCAAGCAAACGUUUUGUUAAAGUGAGAUACGAAGAUGAAGAGAAAGAGGCACCUACGAGUACAACUAAAACAAUGUCUGAUGAAGAGGCGAGUACAAGCAAAGCAGAAGAACUGCUGACCAAAGAACGAAACUUGAGGACUUUGGACAGCGAUACCUAUCUAAAUCUGAUACCUGAUACAGAAGAAGUGGAAGAGGAAGAGAGCUCAGACAGCAGUAGUUCUACGUCCCUAAAACGAAGAUAUCCAAGACCUUCCAAUUUUUGAAUUAGUAAAAAAUCAUUGGUCAAUAAAGUCUGAAUAAAGUCUGAUAAAGUAAAAGGCCGAUGUUUGAAACAAACCAUAUGCUCUUAAAUCACCUUAAUCAUCGGCCAUAAAGUAGAUUUAUUACUUGAUCAAAAUUUUAAUACAGCUAUCGAAACGAUCAUUACUUGUUCAAUUUGUUUAAACAUUGAAAUAAUGUAAACCGAUUAGAUUGAAUUCUAUAAAUAAAUCAUCGAGAUACUAAGGGAGCUCAUUCACAUAUGUUUUUAUGAAAUCAACGUUUAUCAAUCGGUGUAGCGAACAUUUGGAUGUUUGCCAAAGCUUCAAAUAUUUUCGAGUCAAGAUCGUUGUAGUUGAAACUCAAUCCGUUUGAUUCCGCAACGCUGAUGUGUUUCGCGAUUUGUUAUAGCAUAGCGCCAAUCUUGGAAUAAUGAAUAUCCAAAUUUUCUGCGCAAAAGCUUCGAAAGCUUCUGCAUCCAGAUUUGAUUUCCAGUUAGAGUCAAAAUCCUUAAUAAAUAUGAGAAUCGAGUCCCUAGAUGUACAAUUAAUUACAUAUACUUACAACCUUAUUCUUCUUCAAUCUUAUCCUCUUGCCACGGAUGUUGAGAUACAGGUUUUUAUGGGUGGACAAGCUUACAGUCCACCUGGUGUUAAGCGGUUACUGGGGCCCAUAGAGAACUGCAACGUAAAUGCGCCACCCACCUUGAGAUAUUAGUUCUAAGGUCUCAGUAUAGUUACAACGGCUGCCCCGCCCUUCAAACCGAAACGCAUUACUGCUUCACUGCAGAAAUAGGUGUUCGUUCACAGUGAUUUUGUUUCAGCGCUAGUUCUAUUUUAAACCUAUUCCUAGUCGAAUGUUCCAGUGAUUGUAAAUGUGUUGGGUUACCAUUGAAAAGCAUAAAUAAAAUAAAAAAACUUUAUUCCAAAACUUAGUUAUUCAACAAGAAUAAAUUAUCUCAAAGAUGUUCAACAAGAGAAGUAACGUCCAUUUUAUAAUGAAACAUGACAUUACAGAGAUGUCUUUCACAUUUCCUAAUGCUUCAGUUCAAUUGGAAUGCCCAGCACGUAAACUAUGUCACAUUUUAUUUGCAUGUUGUGUACAUUGCUGUUUAUUGUUUUUCAUUGCCGAUCGUCUGCGUACGAAUAUCCAAUGCUGUCAACCAUUCAAGUUAUUUAAAUGCUCGGGAUUGUACAAAACUAACUUAUAAAUAACUUAAGUGCUAAUAUUACGGUUUCUUAGAGAUAUUGUUUGUAUUUUUUUGAUUUUUUUUUGGUUCGUUUAAUCCGCCAUCCUCGUAUGAUCUCCUUCGAGUUGGCUUAUCUUGUCUGCAUCU
Molecule: messenger RNA, 8803 nt
Organism: Bombyx mori (domestic silkworm)
Lineage: Eukaryota; Metazoa; Arthropoda; Insecta; Lepidoptera; Bombycidae
Exons: 41
Coding region: 459-7472 (2337 amino acids)
Molecular function (GO): voltage-gated potassium channel activity; protein-containing complex binding
Source: RefSeq, a predicted model, not a curated record